Messenger RNA from Aphanomyces astaci, 311 nucleotides. RefSeq lists its product as hypothetical. Bases 1 to 294 code for a protein of 97 amino acids. The record is from RefSeq and is a predicted model, not a curated record. NCBI's taxonomy places the organism in Eukaryota, Oomycota, Saprolegniomycetes, Saprolegniales, Verrucalvaceae. The transcript has 3 exons.
AUGACUGCACGACUCCUUCGGGAAGGAGAAGGUCACACCGACGCACAAUCGUUUGACUUUUCGAGGGGCUUCAUUCGAGAGCUGCGCAUCCACAUUCCAUGGACACAGAUCCUGUCGCAGCCCAUCGAGAUCAAGCUGUACACGGUAGAGUUGAUCCUCAGAUACAUAGUUCUAAUGCGCUAUAUCUACUCUACGUCGUUUCGCCACUCGCCGCCUGAACAUUUGGCCACCAUAGCCACUACGCGACAACAAUUUUCUGCGCUCCGCUGUCAUAGAGCUGAAAAUGGACAAUGAAUUUUAGGACGCAUCAU